CACGAUACUUUUUGAAAAACCCGGAUAGUGACCGUUUCACAAUAUUAGUUCCCUCUCGAAGUAAUUUUUGGGAAAUCACUAAAGUUACUCAAGCCCCCCUCACGAGUUUACACUGACUUCCUCUUGUCUGAAAGUCUACUCCAUGAAAAACAAACCACUGAGCUUUUAAUAGUCCUCGUGCAGACUCCUCCCCAUUGAGUUGUCCUGGGAAACACUAACAACUCUGAGAAAGUCAGUCUUGUUCCUUGAAGAGGACACUUUUGGUCUGAAAACCUGAUCGCUGCGCAACUUUUCACUCUUUUUUUAAACAUCCAAAUACUGCGAGUUCACCAACAGGAGGAUUAUUAUGUGUUCAGAACAUUAUUUUUCAUCUUCUUCACGCUGAGCUUCAACUGCUGAAGUGUCCAGGGACAUGAAACUCAAUCCACAGCAAGCUCCAUUGUAUGGUCAUUGUGUUAUCACAGUACAGCUCAGUGAUGACGAGCUGGCUGGUAGUGAGGAGGGCAUGGACUACUUCCUGCUGUUCGCUGGCAGUACGCAGAGGCACCUGACCAGCACCCUGAGGAGCAGUCAUGACACCUUGCAGGCUUUGUGUCCCGCUCAUGACUGCUGCGAAGUGGUGCUGGUCACCUUGUGCUCAGUCACCCGAGGUGUCCCCGAGGAGCCACAAUCCCAUCUGGUUCACGUGGCGCCAUUGGCCGAGCAUCGAUUCAGCUUUGUUCAGGAUUUGGCGUUUGACAUGGCCCAGUUCCUGGUGAGCACGGUGGGCCGGGCUGAUGGCCUCGAUGGGGCGCUGCUGCUGGAUGAGUGUCAGAUUCCUCUGCAGGAGUGUGAGCGUCUGGAUGAGAGUUUGGCACUGGCCCUACACCACCUCAAACUGCCUACAGGAUGGAAUUUACUGGGGAACAAACGAUCCAACAGCACUGAUCUGAAUCCUCAGGAGACUCUGCUGCAUUUCUCAGCACGUCGAGGUCUCUUUCAGGUUACACACUUCUUGCUGCAGCAGGCUGGGGCAAGGGGAGCCCUUCGUUUGGCCAACAGGCAAGGCUACACCCCGUCCGCUGUUGCGGAAUUACGAGGGCACAAAUGCCUCCAUGAGCUCCUCACAAAGGCUGAGACCGAGCCGGAGAAGGACGAAGAGUCUGACACUGUCCAGCAGGUCUCUGAAGACGUUCAGGUGUUUUGCCACCUUCCCAAACUGAACACACACACUUUGACACUGAGCAUACACCCUGGGCGUGACCCACCGUCCUUUCAGAAGAGUGUGGAGCAGCUGCUGCACUUGAUUUGUCAUCUUCAUGCCAAGGGAGUUUCUGUACUGAAGCUGCAAUUUGAUUCUCUGCACACUGCUGCUGAAUGUUCUGACGGUGUCGAAGCACACUUAACAUGUCUGGAUCGACUCCAGCAGUCUGAUACGGCGUCGGAGUGCCCGGAUACAACAACACAAGGGAGUUGGUUAGAAAAUUGCCCAGUGGAGAGCAACAGCACUGUUGAUUGUAGACAAGGUGAGCCUGGAAAUGCAGAGAAAGACUGUAGUUUGACUGUGAGUACUCCAACAUCAGAAGUACACCCCCAGGAGCAUGGCCUCGUUCCCCCAGGGGACUGGGUGUGUUCAAACACGGAGAGAGAUUACUCCAAAGCAGAGGAGGAGGAGGAGGAACAGGAGCGGCCUGUUGUUUCCAUGCAGAGUUUGAGUUUGUCUGACAGGAGUGAAGGAGUACAGAGUGAGGCUGAAGGGAAAAGUCUCACUGUGGGAAUUCUACCACAGGCAGGCUGUGGUAAACAGGCAGAGGAAACUGAUAGAGGAGAGGCUGUGAUCCAGGAAGGACAGGAGGCCAAGAAGGGAGAGGAUAGAUCUGAGCAGGAAGCAGAGGACAGCUCAGCCAAGAGGAGGGAGGAGGAGAUCAGCUCUGAAUUAACAGAUCUACUAAAGGCCAGCGGAGACACAAACGAGUCAAUCAUGGGCCAGUCAGCAUCAUCAUCAUACUCUGAGGUUUCAGACAAUUCUGAUUCUGAAGUGAAGGAGUGCUCCCAAGAAGAAGAGAACGUUGGGAAAGAAGACGCGAAACACAGCCGGGAUGUCAGUAAUGUACCAUCUCUAGAUGAAAACGAGGAAGAGAGUGAAGGAUUAACAGACACUUUAUCAACCCCGAUGGACCUCCCAGACCCAACGCUGAUAGAGUGUGGUGAUGUAAUCAAGGAGCCUCAACCUGUUCCAUGUCUGUUGAUAGAAGGUCUCCAUGAAGGGGAACCUCUACCAGACAUAAACAGCCUGGAACAAAACCAGGAAACAGCUGGUAGGGAUUACGCUACAGAGCAGGAGUGGGGUUUGGCAUCAGAAAGUGGUUGUCAUUCUGGGAGUUGUACUGACGCAGUCGGUGGAAAAGAGCUACACAGUGAAGACGUAGUCGAACCCUCUGGAUACAGUAUUGAAAGCAGCAUUUUGCCUGUGGAAGAAGCUGACAGUUCAGCUGUUUUUUUGGCUUUCAGUGACGUCGUAGUAGAUACACAGACUGAUACUUUUAACUGUGAGCCGUUGCCUGACAAGAUGCCAACUGAACGUCAAGCUGCCCAUGACUCAGGUACGGCCCAUGGACUCUCCAGUGAUGACGAUGGCAGUUUCAGAUCAGCUGGAAGCUCUACAACAGAAAUAUUCCAGCCUGCUAAUGGCAGCGUCGCUAUGGAGGAUCAGGACUUACUUCAGUCAACGAUAGUACAGCAGUCCUCAGCUGGAUUUAAGAUUGAGGCACCCAGUGACUUUAAACCUAAAGAAACCUGUGAACAUUUCACAACUGUGGAUACAGGACUCUCAUCGGAGCCUGACACCCAGCUUGAAUCAGAACCCAAACUCUUGAGCUUGGAUGAUUUAAAUUCUGAAGCGACUGAGAAUCUAGCCCCAGAUCUUUCCAAAGAGGAUCUGUCCUUUGACUCAGCUAGGAGUGAGGAUACUCCAACAGUACAGGUGGAGGAAAGUGAAACUGAGGAGACCAACAGCUCUGACCUGAAUGUAGGGAUAGAGCUUUCAGCAUCAGGAUUGGGCAGCGGGGUACUUACCGAAACUGAGCCACCUGUAACAGAAGAGAGCAAAGUCAUCAACAUAGUUGAAGAGGAUGUUCAACAGACCAGUGAGACAAGUGAUAUGCCUGUGGUAGUGGCAGCAGAUGAGAGUGGAAAUGUUCAACCUAAACAGGAUAAUUCCGAGAUAACAGCAGAGGAAAGGCUACCUGAGAAUCAGAUCACUUUGUCUAUCCCACAGGGUGACAUUGUUCUUUCAAAUAGUGCUGAUCGAAGUUCCUCGGAAAUAACGGCACUUUCACUUAAGAGUGAAGGAUCCAUAGAACUUCAUACUGAGAAUCUGAUGACUGAAAAUCCCUCUGAUUUUGUGGAUGGAUCCUUGGAGAGCUGUGGCACUAAAGCUCAAGAGGUGGAUGUCAUCAAGUCUGAAGACACUUUAAGUGAUGCAGGGGAGGAACAAAAUGGCCCAGCGGAGGGAGCAGACUUCUCCACGAUCCACCGAGACAGAGAGACGUCGUUCCAUCAGCCUUGCAAUACUCAGCACUCAGGAUCCUCAGAGUCUUCAACAUUUUCCAGUUUGCCCAGUAGGACCAGCAGUGCCACCAGCUGCCCUUCUUCAGCCCACAGAGACUCUGGCAGUGACAUAGAGAGUUUCCUGAAUGCAGAACCCGGAUAUGACAGCAUCUUCAGAAAGAAUGAUGAACCUGUGACUGGAGGAGACAGUGCCAGCGAGGUUUCCAUCUCCUGCUCUUCCACAGACGAUACUGCCAGCGUCGGCCCGACCAGCUCUAGCCCGGAGGGCAGCCAGGGCCUGGGCUGCAGCUGGAGUCCUGAAGAGGGCAUCCAGACCGUGGCACCUACCACUGAAGGACUGGACAGUGGAGGAGGAGGAGGGGCAGGAGAGGCUGAAGAAGAGGCCAAAGAUAGAGUAACUGAGGUGCCGCGGCGUUCCUGUCUCUUUCGGAACAGCAACCGUUCCCUGUCACCUCUUCGCCGCCACAGCUGGGGUCCUGGAAAGAACAACGGAGGAGACGGAGAGAUGAACCAGAGGAGUUCCACUCGUAGCUCUGGUGAGAGGAAGCCGGCCUUUCACAGGAGAAGUUACAGCUUGGAGGGGCUCAGUGGAGGCCCUGAAGAGCUCAGGGGCCCCACCAGCCAGGGGCCCCGUAUCCUGGAACCUAUAAGGAUUCCCCGGCAAGACAGCGAUGACAGAGGCUCUUUGGUUUCUCUGACAGAGGAACAGGAGGACCGGGGGGAGUAUAGCAGAGUGCAUGACCCGAAAUCAAGACGAUAUCGGCCCCUGCGAAACAGCUGUCCUCCCAUGAGUCUGCCCCUCACCAAGUCUGUAUCUAUGCUGGCCAUCAGCCAGAGAGACAUCGAUGGUAUGAGGUUUUCCAGCACCUCUGGGUCACUAGCAUACAGUAUAUCAGAAGAGGAGCCUGGGCCUCUGCGGAGUGACACUGAGGGAAAGAGUGUGACAAAAGUUAGCCGGACCUUCAGCUACCUCAAGAACAAGAUGUACAAAAAGACCAGGGAAAAAGAGCGAGACAAACGGGAGAAGGACAAGGAGGGCAAGGAGAAGGACAAGAAGACUGUGAACGGUCAUGUUUUUACACCAGUCAGCUCAAACCACACCACCCAGUGCUCCCAGUGCAAUAAAGGUUUCAAUGGCAAGGAUGCUUUCCAUUGCACAUACUGCAAUGCUUCCGUCCACAAGGGCUGCAGAGACAGCCUGCUUGUUUGUGCCAAGGUGAAGAUGAAGUUGCCCAACCAGCAGUUUGCGGUACCAGAUUCGAGCUUGUUUCCUACAGUAACGAUGAGGAACAAACCUGGUGGGACAAAGGAACGCCCCUGGUCGGCCAUCUUGCCCCCUGAGGACCAUUCCACCUUAAUGAUCCCAUCACGGAGACACACCAGCAUCAUGACUUUCACGGGAAACAACCUCUCCAAGAGUCUCUCAAUAAGCAACAUUGCUGGUCCGGUGUUUGAUGAGAUGCCCAUCAAAGGUCUGCGGUAUCUCUCUCAGUCCACCGACUCGCUCAACAGAACCAACCAGGUCACAGAAUCCAUGGAAUCACUUACUGAUGAAGGAACAGAAAUGAUGGAUGGGCAGCUGAUGGGGGAGUUUGAGGCCGAGGCCAAAGAGCUGGAAGCAGACUCGUGGAGUUUAGGUGUGGAUCAGCAACACCUGCAGCAGCUGGGCAAAGAGCUGGUGAAGAGACAAGAUGUCAUCUACGAACUGAUGCAGACAGAGAUGCACCACGUUCGGACGCUGCGCAUCAUGUCAGAAGUGUACAGCAAAGGCCUGCAGAAGGAGGUUCAGCUGGAGCAGCAGAUGUUGGAGAAGCUCUUCCCCGUUCUAGAUGAUCUACUUGAGCUCCACACACAGCACCUACUGCGCCUGCUGGAGAGGAAAAAGGAGAGUCAGUUAGAGGGAAGAGUCUUUGAAGGAGGCUUCAUCAUCAGCAGGAUAGGGGACAUCCUGGUUAGCCAGUUUUCGGGAUCAAAUGGUGAAAGCAUGAAGAGGGUUUACGGAAGAUUCUGCAGUCGCCACAACGAAGCUGUUAACUUCCACAAGGACCUCCUAACCAAAGACAAACGCUUCAAAGCGUUCAUCAAAAAAAAGAUGAGUAGCAGCAUUGUGCGGAGGCUUGGCAUCCCAGAAUGCAUCCUUCUUGUGACCCAGAGGAUAACGAAGUACCCCGUGCUGAUUCAGAGACUGCUGCAGCACACUAAAGAGAGCGACGAAGACUACUUUGACCUGACGGAGGCUAUUCGACUCGUGAAGGAGGUGAUAGCGGCGGUUGAUAGCAAGGUGAACGAACACGAGAAAAGACGGCGCCUGAAGGAAUUUCACGGCCGUAUGGACAACAAGUCGAUCAUGAUGAUGAAGAACGGGCAAAUUUUCGCCAGGGAGGAUCUGCUUAGGAGGCGGCUGAUCCACGAUGGCGCGCUACAGCUGAAAAACACCCAGGGAAGACUAAAGGAGGUUCAUGCUCUGCUCCUAUCAGACGUCUUCGUCUUCCUCCAAGAGAAAGACCAGAAAUAUGUCUUUGUCAUGCUGGAUCAGCGCUCCACCGUGAUCUCCCUCCAGAAGCUGAUUGUCAGGGAGGUCGCUAACGAAGAGCGCGGCCUCUUCCUCAUCACGGCAGGCAUAGAGAAGCCGGAGAUGAUGGAGGUCCUGGCCAGCUCGAAAGAGGAACGCAACACCUGGAUGCAGCUCAUCCAGGAAGCCAUGCAGUCUAUGGACAAGGAUGAGGAUGAAGGGAUUCCCAGUGAGACGGAAGAUGACAAGAGACAGCUAGAGACUAAAGCAAAGGAAAUGAGAGAACUGUUGAGGCAAAAGGAUACAGAAAUCAUGUCUCUGCUGGAGGAGAAGGUGCGGCUUUUCAGAGGGAUGUGGGAGGGCGUGAGCCCAGGCGAGGAGGCCUGUCGGCAGGUCCAGCCUUUCUUCAGGUCACCCUGCAGCCUGGAGCCGCCUGGGGGGGCGUCCAUCAUGAAAGAUGCCCUGCAGGAAGUGGAGACGUUACAGACACUGGUGAAUGGCAGCCUGGGCGGGGCCAUGGCCAGCGUCCAGGAGGGAGGAGGAGGUGGUGCGGGGCCGGUGUGUUUGCCCCGCAGGGCUGAGACUUUCGGAGGCUUCGACAGUCACCAGAUGCACAGCAGUAAGAGUGGAGACAGAGAUGAGAGUGAGGACAUGGCGGGAGACCUGCGCAGGACGGAGUCCGACAGCGUUUUAAAGAAGGGAGGAAACGCCAACCUGCUGCAGCUGCUGAAGAGGAACAGUGAGCAGGUCCUCCACAGUGUCUCCAACCUGCAUCUCCUGCUAAGCACUCUGCAGGCAGUGGUAGUCCAGCAGGACAGUUUCAUAGAGGACCAGCGGCAGGCCCUGAGUGAGCGCUCCUCCUCUUGCACAUCGUUAUCACGACCGUCCUCCCGGCCCAGCUCGCUGAUUGAACAGGAGAAGCAGCGCAGCCUGGAGAAGCAGCGGCAGGAGUUGGCAUCCCUGCAGAGACAACAGGCAGCUCAUGCUGAGGAGAAGAGGAGAAGAGAGAAGGAGUGGGAGCUCAGGGAAAAGCAGCUCGCUGAGAGGGAGGCACAGGUGCACGCACAGCAGGAGGAGGAAAUCCUGAAGCAGCAGAAGGACCUGGAGGAGGAGAAGCAGGAACUGCAGAACAAGAAGGAGGAGUACCAAAAGGACCUGGAGAGACUGAGAGAUGCCCAGAGGAAGCUGGAGAGGGACAGGGAGGCUAUGCAGCGGCACCUCAACAAGAUGGAGGAGCUGCGUCUGGCUGAGAGGACUCCCUCUACAACGUCUGAUGAGUUCGCUGGCAGCUCCCAGUCUCUGGAACUGGACCCGCUGGAGUUCUCCCCCUCCUCCUCUCUGCCGAGGCUGCAGCCCCAGCGGUCCAAGCCCAAAGGGAAAGGCCUCAAUCCCUUUACCUCAUCCUCCACGAACCUCAAGGGCAGCGAAGGCAACAACCAGAUCUCAAAGAGCCUCCUGCAGCUAGCCAAGAACAAGGGCAAAGAUGGGAAGGAGAAGGAGAAGAAGAAGAAGAAGGCCAAAGGGGGGAGCGCACAGUCAGCAGACUCCCAGCCCCUUCCAGAGCCGCCUCUGGAUGGAGAGAUUUUCUUCUGCUGAGACAAGUGGCUCUCCUCCUCCUCCUCCUCCUCAUCAUUACCAUGAACCCAUCAAACCACUCUGACGGUGGAAUGUGCUGCCAAGUAGUAACACAUUCACCUGCACACACAGGCUGUUUGAAUCACCUUGAAAAGGCUUUUAGUUAAUUUUCCAUGUCAUAACAUAGAGCUGUUUAACAUUACAUGGAAGUAGAUACAUUUUAAAAACAAAUACCACAGCUUUUAGUUUGUUGGGAAUUCGGAUAUUUUAGGCUUUGCUGUGGUGUGCGUUUAUGGAUCAGUUCAGUAGCUAAAAAUGGGAAGGAUGGACUGGCUGUGCACUUUUUCGUUAUUCCCUAUCCAAAAUUCAUCUUUUCCUUUUCCAAAGAAAUGGUUAGAAUUUCUUCAUUUUGAAAAAUCAGACAUCUGUGACAGCUCAGUAUCACGCUGAAAGCAUUUCACAGCGAAUUGCCUUUCAGGCUCUACCAAGUCUGUCAGGGGCUUGUGUGUUACGGCUGCCUUUUUUCCUAGAGCCCCACACCAGCAGGCUGUGAUGUUAAUUUACAGAAGCAGGGCCUUUUCCAUGUGACUUCAACCACACGUUCAAGGACACAGACAAAUCCAAAUGCCACUGUGAAUGUCAGCGAGCUCCCUGUGGCACUGGAAACUCCUCACACCUAAUCAUAUUCAUUGACAGCUAAUUGAUGACUGAACCCACGGGGGGGAACUUACGGGUCCUAGCAACAUUUCUUAAUCAGAGAGAGUCCAAAGCCGUUUCAGUGCUUCAGUCAGAGACGCAGUGAAUCAUAGCCUGACGUUCGCGUAGCGUGUUCGAAAAGCAGAUGUGAUUAGAGCCGCCGAGUCUGUCCCCAGUUUGCAAGCAAAAGGGAAUUGGCUAACUUGUGUAAUCCUUAAUGAUGACUUCAUGCCAUCAAUCAUGUUCCUUAAUGAGGUUUUAAUUUAUUUGAAUUAUGGCUAUCUCCAAUUUGGAGUGAAGCUCUUCAGAUGUGUAUUUUCUUAGACGCUCAGUAAUGAAAGGAUUGAGACAUAUCUCUCUCUGUCUAAUGGCUCAAUUCAUAUCCUUUAGUGUGUUUUAGAGCCUUGGAUGGAUAUUGGCUCGAUCAUCGUUUUAUCUGCCUGUCAAUGGGCUUUUAUGCAGCCCUCAUCUUUCAUCUGAGCGCCGACAAGCAGGGCUUUCCUUCGUUUUUUAAUUGCAUGUAACUCUGCAGGUAGCAUACUAAUGGUUUCUGUGUGUUAAAGAGAUCAACUCUCUCUUCCGCCUUCUUUCAGUUCCCAUAAUAGAUUCUGCAGAUGCGCACAGCUGCUGGUCGUAGGAAACGGAGGCUGUUAAUUUAGGGACAAAGCAACCGCUUAGAGGGAAUGAGAGUGGACAUUAGCUAAAAACAUGUUCUGUUGUUGUUUCGUGACUAAACCGACUCAGCAGGUAGCUCGUGAGUCUCUGAUCAUUUCAGAUUAGUCAACACUCAUAAGUGUUGUUGAGCACUUUGUCCUAAAAAUGUUAACACGUUUAUUUUUAAUCAGUGUGAGAUACGAGUAAAUAUGAUUUCUUUUUUUUAAUCAAGGGCAAAAUGAUCCAAAGACGGUUAAGGUGUUUAAGUAGAUUAAAUAAGGGGCUGUGAGCUUUUAUGGAGUUUUUCAAAGAUGACCCGUCUUAAUAUUUAAGACCUGCGAAGCUCACACUGUGGGCAGGACUACCUGCGCGACAGGUAGGAAGGACAAAGAGACGUUUAAAAAGGAUCCUCUUCCCAUGAAUGGCAGAGCAGCAUUGCCGAACUGCUUCCUUGCUGCCUCUUUUUCUCACGUUUAAGUGCUUGUUUGUUAACUCGCUGUCUCGUGUUGAGGAUUUGACUUCACGUCCAGGCUGGUUUAUUAUAGUGUGUCUUGUAAGAGGCUUAUGCGGCCUGCCAAUUAGUUGCUUCAUGUCUUUUGUUUAUGGCUUUGGUGUAAUCCUGUCAAAGAAACGGAGAGGGGUAGACGGUUAUUUUUGGUGUUGCUUUAAGGUGUGUUUUGACCACUAGGGAGCACUGCACCUAUAACUAAAUAAUUUCCCUCCCUCCCUCACACAACAGCAACAACCAGAAAGUAUGAAACUGUUUAGUCUUUUUUUUUCCUGUGACUCCUGCUGUGAGAAAUUGAUGUAUUUUUUUCUCAGCAGGUCAGAGAUAAUGUGAUGAGCGUGGGCUCUCACACUCUGUGACAUUUUUCCCCACGGCAUUUGUAAUUGACUGCAGAAACAAAUAAGUUGUCAGAGAUUGUAAUUGGUUAUUCGGUGAAACCAGUCAGCAGCAGCUUUAAUGUGGGGGGAAUAAAAAGGUUGGAGGAAGCGACUGGGCAGAACCACAGACCUCUGUAAGGGACAAUCAGCAGACACAAGUCAGGAAAAUGAACUCCCUCACCCAGUGAUGAUGAUAAGCCUGUCCGAGAGACGAGUGUGUCCAUUAGGUGAACCCUGCGUAGCCUUAAAUCUUAAUGAUAAAAUGCACUAGAGUAGAACCCAGCGUCUUCUCAGGAGAGAGGAGAGCUUUUAUACCUCUGCUUUGAAAGGAAGGAAAUGUUUGUACUAUUCAACUGGUACACAGUUGUUUCGUUCUCAGCAAUGUAAAAAAAACAAAAAAAGAAGGGCAAAUGUGUAAAUAUGAUUUAUGUAUAAUACAAAUUACUUGUAAAAAAUAAUUGACUUGUGAUUUAUUGAAGCAUUUUGUAAGAAUGUUUUAUUUAUGUUUUAUUCUCACCAACAAGGUGAUAAACAAUGUAAAGGUGUAUUUCUCUCAUAAUAAAAAAAAUACCACAAUUGA
Molecule: messenger RNA, 10451 nt
Organism: Oreochromis aureus
Lineage: Eukaryota; Metazoa; Chordata; Actinopteri; Cichliformes; Cichlidae
Gene: akap13a
Product: A-kinase anchor protein 13
Exons: 39
Coding region: 413-7657 (2414 amino acids)
Biological process (GO): regulation of Rho protein signal transduction
Cellular component (GO): plasma membrane
Molecular function (GO): guanyl-nucleotide exchange factor activity
Source: RefSeq, a predicted model, not a curated record